This is a messenger RNA of Anopheles arabiensis, 897 nucleotides long. RefSeq lists its product as uncharacterized. The coding region runs from base 1 to 897 and encodes 298 amino acids. The record is from RefSeq and is a predicted model, not a curated record. Lineage: Eukaryota; Metazoa; Arthropoda; Insecta; Diptera; Culicidae. The transcript has 3 exons.
AUGGCCAGUUCGCGGUUGGUUUUCUAUCUAGUGGCGCUUUCGUUCGUUGCGCAAAUAGCGUUAACGCAGCAAGAUGAGUAUGAAUACUAUUACGAAGAAGUAAGCGCAACGAGCGCAACAAAUGAUACCACUACAACGCCACCAACUGAGACGACUACCGAGACGACUACUGAAAAUGUGACACCGGCCACAGAAAAUGUGACUACCGAGACAUCGACGGUAACCUUCCUGGAGACGACCAACAUAAACCCAGUACCCAUUUCCCCAAUGCCCAUUAACGACGAUGCCGAUGAGGAGCCAAACAUCGUCUAUCCGGUGCUGUCGAACGUUUCCGUCACGGCUGUGUCCGGUAAACCGUUAUGUAUUGAUUGCGAAAAGCGAACGAAUCUGUCGCUGCUGAACACUACACGUCCCGGCACCAGAACAACCAAGAGGCCGUCCUCCCAACCGGGCAUUGUGCUCAACAUCUACACCGGCAUGUACGGGAUGCAUUCGCAGGCGAACAACCGACCGACCAGCAAUCGCGGCAACCAGGGAUGGAACAAGUUCUGGCCCCGCACCCAGUCCCCGCUGCAGGGCUGGUACAAUCUGUACGGUGCGCCCAACCGCCGACCGGUGCAAUCGUUCGUGCCGCAGCAGCAGCGCCGCCCCAUCUAUCGGGGCCGCGGACCCGUCUACGAGUAUGACGAUGGGUCGUACUAUCCGGUUGCGGCGAACCAGCGGCCUACCAAGCCACGCCGCAACAGCCAGCCGGCCGGUCGGCCCGCCAGUAGCACGCUGGACCAGCAGGCAAGCAUGGCCGUGUACAACUUUCUGCUGCAGAUCCUCGGACAGCGUGGGACGGGUGGCCGGUCGCAGCCACCGACAAAGUCCGCCGGUUCGCGCCGGCGGGUAUGA